Molecule: messenger RNA, 4787 nt
Organism: Amoebophrya sp. A25
Lineage: Eukaryota; Dinophyceae; Syndiniales; Amoebophryaceae
Source: the annotation of a GenBank genome assembly
AUGGAUGACUUGGCGCGUGAAGCAGGUGGUAACGCGCAGAGAAGUUAUGGGUGCGACUGCUCCUUGUUCUUGAAGAGGUGCAGUAUGUGGGAGCUUUAUCUCUAGCCUGUCUUCACAUGCUGAAUUUCUACAGCAAACCGCUACUGCUCCACAUGAUGGCGACAAGUGCGAGAACUUCUAAGAGGUGGACCACCUGCUGAAGCUUUUCCGCAUGAGGGUCCAGUAUUAUUGGGUGACCGCUUGCGGAUAUCGACCAAUGGACAGAGACGCCUUAAGAUGAAAUGGGCAGGCUUUUGCAGAAUUCGUAAAGUAAUAACUCAGGAAGUAGAAGGAGCAGCAACGCAAACACACCCUUUGGGUGUUAGUUGGCUUGCGAUGUAAGUAGUAGACCCGUCCUCCUUAAAUGGGUAACGGGGGGCGGAGCGCUGUCAAAUAGCCACAAGAUGCCACGGCGUGGCGUGAGGGAGAUGGGCCUGCCCCUCCCUUCUGUUGAGCAUGGUGUGAGAAAGACGGGGCCGCCCGUCCCUUCUGUUGAGUAUGUAUGGCGCGAGAAAGAUAAGACGGGCGCGCGCCUUCGUUCUGUUUAGUGAGGCUCCGCUACUGUCUUGAUAGGGCUACAGGAGGAGUUCCGAGAUACUUCGGCCCGCGACGAGGACACUAGACGGAUUCUUUUGCGGGGCUUUCGCUGGCUGGAGAGCACUCCGCCAAGAAGUGCCUCUACUUGCUGUCGUCUCUUCGCUCCUCCUCUCCUGUGACUCGGGUCGCCGGGUGUGAGCUUCGUCCCCUCCCUCUUUUUCUCCUUGCUUGUCGUUUUUGCAGUAGUUUAGGAGCUAUCCUCACUCUAGAUUGAUACAGAGCCUCGCUUUGCCUCAGCGCAGCAAUAGCUGCAUACGAUCAGCCUUCUCCUUUUCUAUCUCGUUUGUACGUCUUCGCGAACAAAAAUGUCGGAAGAUGAGGCCAGCCUUCUACGGCCUGGGUGGCAUGUGGUGCCCGCCCCGAUCGGGGCGCGGUGAUGGGCCGCCUCGUACUUGGUGCCCGCCUCUGGCCCCGCCGGUUCACCCUCCUGGACCUCAGCACGAUCCGCCCCCGCACUGGCCUGGGGCGCCGCCUCCGACGACGUUGAGUGACCCGGCCUACGCAGGUGAGUACCCUCGUCGGGAGUGGUUCCCUCCUCGUUCCCCACGCUACGGGCCUUGGCGACACGAUGCCACCGCGGGAGCCCCGGGACCGCGCCCACUCGCACGCAGCUCCGUCUGGGCCUUCUGAGCGUGACUACUGGUCGUCGGCGCCGCCGAGCUGGGCCCUUGUGGAAAGCCUCCUACUGCGCAUGCUGCGUUCGCCUGUCUUCCGAAGCUCCCCGGACCCGCCCGGCACCGAUGGCGCCCCCGUGGAAGCGACCGCCUCGGGGGCUCCCCCGGUCGAAGGGACCGAACGCAACGGAGCUCCACCAGAGGGGAGGAGUCUUAAGCUCGUUGCGUUGGACUGUCUUCAUCUCAGCACCCCUGGGGCAACUCAGUGGAGACGGCGAGGGCGCCUUCUUCUUCGCGGAUGAUGGUGCAAGUCUCCCAGCUGUGGGCACGGGCUCCGAGCUGGUGGCCAGGUGCAGGGUGCGAGUUAUCUGAAAAGCUGCAGGCGCUCGCCCCGGCCUCCACCUGAAGCGGGACGCUAGUAAGUAAAACUGUCUGCCUCGUGCUCUCCGUUCCGGAGUUACAUGCCUGGGGGGCUGCAGCUUGCCAUCAAAACCGCGCACAGGAGAGAGCGGGCGUGCCUCUUAUCGGCCUCUCGGGCUUAUUUAUUAUGCUGCCAAGUCUCCUCUCCCCAAAUCUUAGGGGUGGCGGUAGCCUCUUGCUGCAACUUCAAAAAGCACACUUCGGGCGUCAUCCGAAAGGCGCGCGGGCGCAUCUCUGUCCUUCGAAAAGUUAUGGGAUACUCCACGGGGGCGGAUCCCCCUGCCUCCUCAAUGGCAGUCCGCUUCUGGUGACGCAAGUUGUGACUUUCGCCAUAGCGGCGCGGGGCUCUUAUGCCGCGGGGUCUGUUCUAACCUUCGGAUGAUCAACGCCCACGCCUUUCACCUGGCGCCGCGCGUCGCCAUUGGGCAAGUGCGUACCAUGCGCCUCGAGUCCUUCCGCUUUUUGGCCAUGAGUGCCCGCGCCUUCAAUCUCUGCGCACGAGCUUCGCGCAUGUUGGUGGGUGAUGCCAUCCUGGGGCCAGAGCGCGGCGCUUCGACGUGGCGCCAUCUCUUCGCUGGAGUACGGCGAAGCCACGUCUAUUGCGGGCUCGCGUCCACUUGUUUCUAUGCUGCGCCUGGACGCGUCUGCUCUUGCAACGUGGUGGCAGCAGACGCUUCGACGGAAUCUGGGGGAUAUCGCCAACGGCACACCGGUCGGGAGCUACCUGCUCCGGGUCGGGCACCCACUCUGGCUUGUCCCCCGCUGGCGUCACUUCUAACGCCGUCCCCAUGCACCUCGUGAGCAGUCGGGCGACCGAGCACGGCGGACGCCCAGUGAGUCACAUGAGCUGCCGGCCUUCACAACGUACGCGCCUGAGCUCCCACCGGCCAGACAGGCUGUUGCCCCCGGUUGGCUCAAGAGCGCCCAGCGCGUACUGCAGAAGACUGGCUGGGAUUUCCCUGCUAUUCGUCAGGAGGCCCGCUGGCUACCGCCUCCCAUGCGGUGCACAGCCUUGCGGCCAGGGCGCAGACCUGAGACACCGAGGCCGCCAGCUUGGAAGCCGGCGAAGUUUUGCGUGCUGGGUUUUCGCGGGUGGUUGGAGUUCUCGCCGUCGCCAUCGGCGGGAGCUUCUUCAGACCUAAAGACAAGCAGAAGGAGAAGCACAGCGAGGGAUCCGCUGCGGGGAUCCUGGUCGGGAGUCAGUCGCCUGGUGCGCUCACUCUUUGCCUUGUGCUUCUUUUUGCGCCGCAGCAGUAAAGAAUCCAGCGAGUGGGUGGCAUUCCACCACACGGCCCGGCAGCUCAUCAGCACGGGCCGCACUCCUGGGGGGUGUGUCAUUUUUCUCACAGGCUCGCGCAGUCUGGUGGCCCGACUGGAGACCGUCACGGCUGCAGACGGCGUAGGCUUAGGCACCCCGUCGGAGAGAGCGGGCCUUGUUAACAGACCUCGGGGCGCUUUCCUUUGCUCUUGUGCUGCUUCUGUUCGGGUCGAGCGCGUGAGCCCCCGCGCUCGGUGUCAAGUUAAUCAAUGAGCUCGCUGACUCUUUGCGCGCGCUGGGGGCUGAGGGCGCAACCUGCCGGCCUCUCUGGGGCCGAUGACUUCGGAGGAAGUCAGAGGACGGGAGCGCUCCUGGGAGAAUUACUCAGGGAGGAAGGGCGGGGCGUCUUGUCUUCUUUCGGGUCGGGCGGGCCUUGGGCGUGCUUUGCGGUCGCUACGGGGGGAAGGACGGGCCACACAGUCAGCGGGCCGCGGCCUCCGUUUUAGGCGGCACGAGGUUCAAGCGAAUCGCAGAAGGUGGCCCCCAGCUGAUUCGGCUGGGGUGUGAGUCAGCUGCUUCGGCUGUCGUGGGCUGAAUUGGCUGAAGACUCAGCCGCGGGCCGAAUCGGCUGACCAUGACGGUCGAGGCAGUUGAUUCACGCCACAGCUGGGCCAGCUGGUGACGCAGUUCCCGGCUGUGGCACCGCGUGACUGGCGUGCAUGUCCGCCACAGACUGAGCCAAGCCAGCUAGACCUGUCAGCGCUUCGGCGCGUGUGUGUCCGCUACAGAUUGAAAGCGGCGGCCAGUGAAUCUGUCGAGAUAUUCACUCUGGAAGCUUGGGCCUCCUCUGCGUGCAGGCGUUGCGCCUUACCGUGUGCCCCUUUUGUGAGGAUGCAGGCAGCUGACUCUUGGCGCCUCCUGCGCCAUGGCUUGCGACAUGGCUUUGCGCUCCUCCCUCCCUCGGACUCCGAGCCACUUCGUUCUGCUUUCGUGUUGGUGCCUCUUCGCCGCUGUCUCUCUUCCUCGACUCGGUUGCUUUCGAGCAGCUCGCCUCUAUUUGUGAGCCCCGCGCGCCGGCUUUCUUGCAGUAGCAGCGGCGCUGCGUCCUUAGUCUGGCCUUUUGGGUGGGGCGUGCGUAGUUCUCCGCUUUCCUUGGCCCGGAUGUGUGGCCUUUUGGUCCCCCGCCCUGGGACGUGACUGCCCUGGGCGAGCUCGCCUCUGCCUCGCGCUUCUUUGUGUUGACUUGCGGCGAGUCAAGUCGCGACCAUACUGACACCAGCGGACUAAUUGGGCCCCGCGUAUGACUCUCGGGCUGCAUGGUGUUGGAGUACCGCCCGGCUUCGUAUAGUAACUGACUGCAAGUAAUAGAAGGCGUGAGAGCUAGGAGAGCACCCGCGUCACGGUAGUUCUUCUUUCAGAAGAAAGACGUGCAAGCUAGGGCGGAGUCGGAGAGCACUCAGUAUGUAACAGCUGGCUACUGUGCACCUUGCUACGCACUUGCUUCAGUGAUAAUCGGACACAGGAACAACUAGAGUAAUCCAGAGGGAUCCCUUUGCGUACCCUUUUCAUAGACCGCUGACAAACCGAAAGACCACGAUUGGUAUGACGAAGCAGUCUACUAUGGGGACGAAGUUGCGGGGAAGUUUUUUACGGGUAGGCUAUCACUGUCCCGUCCCCGUGUGGAGCAUGCUGAGUGGGGUUUCCUUUGAUUUAAAGGGGGGAUCUGUUUAAGGGGAAAGGGGAUCUGUCUAAGGGGAAAGAUACAACACUCAGCGAAGGAUAUUGAAAAAUAAGCUCUAGCGUUAAAAAUUUUACCAUGAUCAGACAUCGCCAUCUUAGAGAUGACGGCGGGAGGGUAU